Molecule: messenger RNA, 678 nt
Organism: Hippocampus zosterae (dwarf seahorse)
Lineage: Eukaryota; Metazoa; Chordata; Actinopteri; Syngnathiformes; Syngnathidae
Gene: timm9
Product: translocase of inner mitochondrial membrane 9 homolog
Exons: 4
Coding region: 330-599 (89 amino acids)
Source: RefSeq, a predicted model, not a curated record
GGACCCGGAUGUUAAUUUCGAUCGGACACACUCUACUGAGGACAAAGCGUUUCAGAUAAUGGAUGGAUGAUUCUGUUGGAUGUCUAAAAUCGAUUAUUACCCAAAUAACGCGUUUCCAUCUUCCUGUACAUUUUGUUUUUUAAGGUUAUCGAGGGACUCACACUUCCGGUGCGUCCUUUUGUCCUUACAGUCCGCUUGGAGCGCUUGAACACUCCCCUAGGUGAGGGACGGAAACAAAGUCGUGGCGACCUAGAAAACUAGAAUACAGAACAUCCGCGCAGUUGUCGUGAGAAGAGGUCUCACUGGUGGUUCCUCUCCCGCCGUCCGACAUGGCGGUUCAGGUGUCCGAGUCAGACCAGAUCAAACAGUUCAAAGAGUUCCUCGGGACGUACAACAAGCUGACCGAGAAUUGCUUCAUGGACUGCAUCAAAGACUUCACCAGCCGGGAGGUCCGGCCCGAGGAGUCGAUGUGCUCCGAGUCGUGUCUCCAGAAGUACCUGAAGAUGACCCAGCGGAUUUCCAUGCGCUUCCAGGAGUACCACAUCCAGCAGAAUGAGGCCCUGGCUGCCAAAGCUGGUCUGCUGGCGCAACCCAGAUGAGACUGACGCCACACACUCAAAGGCCCCCCCCCCAUGUGCUUGUUUUAUAAUGUGUCAAAGCUAUAAAACCGUAAUGUCA